UUAGCAGCAUGGACGACCGCGCGUUGGCUUGAACGUCGCCGCAACGUUUGUGUAUGUGCUCGCGAAAAGUGCGUCUUUUGCAUUUUACGCGACGUGUGGCGAUCCAAAUCGCUCCUUUUCACCCCCGAUCAUAUUCUCCCUCAGUCUAGAAGCAGCAGUUUGCGUGAAUAAGCUCGCCGUUCGCCCAUAUUCGGUACCUUCCGUGACGCUGCCGGGCGCUUGAGCCGCAGAGAUGUCUCUAGCGGACGAACUGUUGGCCGAUUUGGAAGACGCCGGAGACCUCGAGGAAGACCAGCUGUACCAGCAGGACACGCACAUUCAGGAGGUCGAAGAUGUCAUACCGCUCGAGAUCGACACGAAGGUCAAAUCGGUGCGUGCGAUCGCCAAGCUUCGGGACUCCGAAGAGCUGGCCCGCGUUAUGAGCGAAAUCAAACAGAAAGUGUUGCAGGCCCGCAAGGAAGAAGUGACCGGCCCCGUUGAAGCAGACCCGGAAUACCAGCUCAUCGUCGAAGCCAACAACCUGGCUGUCGAGAUUGACAACGAAAUAAACAUCAUUCACAAGUUUACCCGGGACAACUACCAGAAGCGAUUCCCCGAGCUGGAGUCGCUUGUCCCAGGAGCCCUGGAUUAUGUCCUGACCGUAAAGGAACUUGGCAACAGCUUGGAAAAGGCCAAGAACAAUGAAGUGCUGCAGAGUUUUCUGACACCUGCCACCAUCAUGGUCGUCAGCGUCACAGCAUCGACGACACAGGGGCAACUACUUUCGCAAGAGGAGUUGACCACCAUCUUUGAGGCGUGUGACAUGGCUCUCGAGCUGAACGACUUCAAGUUGGAGAUCUACUCGUAUGUCGAGUCACGGAUGUCGUUCAUUGCACCCAACCUCUCUCAAAUUGUCGGAGCGUCGGUUGCAGCGAAACUGAUGGGUGUAGCCGGUGGCCUGACCAACUUAUCCAAGAUGCCCGCCUGCAAUGUGCUCGUGCUCGGCUCCCAGAAGCGCACGCUGUCUGGCUUCUCCUCCACGGCAGUCAUGCCGCACACGGGCUUUGUCUACUACACGGACAUUGUACAGAACACACCGGCGGACCUGCGACGCAAGGCCUCCCGGCUGCUGGCAGCCAAGUGUGUGCUGGCGGCGCGCGUGGACAGCUUCCACGAGUCCCCGGACGGCACGGUGGGUGUGUCCCUCCGGGAGGAGGUGGAACGCAAGCUGGACAAGCUUCAGGAGCCGCCGCCCGUCAAGCAGGUCAAGCCGCUGCCCCCGCCCAUCGACCAGAACCGCAAGAAGCGCGGAGGACGCAGGGUACGGCGAAUGAAGGAGCGAUUUGCUGUGACUGAACUUCGCAAGCAAGCCAACCGAAUGAGUUUCGGAGAGAUUGAAGAGGACGCCUACCAGGAAGAUCUUGGCUUCAGCUCAGGGCAGAUUGGCAAAGCCGGCGCCGGCCGGAUCAGGUCGGCCCAAGUGGAUGAGAAGACCAAAGUCCGAAUUUCCAAAACACUCCAGAAAAACCUCCAGCGGCAGCAAGUGUAUGGUGGCAGCACAACAGUCCGAAGACAUGUGUCCGGUACGGCUUCGAGCGUCGCGUUCACACCACUUCAGGGUCUGGAGAUCGUAAACCCCCACGCGGCUGAAGCGAAGGCCAGCGACAGCGGCGCAAAGUAUUUCUCCAACACAGCGGGCUUCCUCAAGAUUGCCAAGCAGUGAACAGCAGCGCUUCUCCCAUCUUCACCCUAAGUUGUACAUACAGGUGUCAAAUAAAGUUCGAUUGCUCAGCAAACACAUAAAA
Molecule: messenger RNA, 1784 nt
Organism: Rhipicephalus microplus (southern cattle tick)
Lineage: Eukaryota; Metazoa; Arthropoda; Arachnida; Ixodida; Ixodidae
Gene: Prp31
Product: pre-mRNA processing factor 31
Biological process (GO): spliceosomal tri-snRNP complex assembly; mRNA splicing, via spliceosome
Cellular component (GO): U4 snRNP; precatalytic spliceosome; U4/U6 x U5 tri-snRNP complex
Source: RefSeq, a predicted model, not a curated record